AUGUGUGGAAUUUGCUGUGUGGUCAGCUUGUCUGUACAUCCCCCUGACGGCUGUUUCUUGAAAGAGGAUAUUUUAUGUAAUCUUAGGAGAAGAGGGCCCAAUAGUAGUCAACAACUGAUUAAGACUGUACCCCAGCUUCCAUACCACUGCUUAUUUUCUGGCCACGUGCUUCACUUAAGGGGACAGUUGACUCCACAGCCUGUGGAAGAUCCUACAAGUGGCAAUGUGUUUCUUUGGAAUGGAGAAAUCUUCAGCGGUGUUCCUGUAACAGCUGAAGAGAACGAUACUCAAAUUAUUUUUCGGCAACUUUGCACGUGCCGCCGUGAAUCGGACGUUUUGUCAGUGUUCUCUUCCAUUCAGGGUCCAUGGUCUUUUGUUUUUUAUCAGGCGUCGGAGCAUUGCUUGUGGUUCGGCAGAGACUUCUUUGGCCGCCGCAGUCUGCUGUGGCAGUUCAAUAAAGAGGCAGACAAAGUUUUCGUUCUUUCUUCCGUAAGUGCCGUCUCUGGUAAUCUGUGGCAGGAAGUUCCAGCAUCGGGAAUCUUCAGAUUGGAUCUCAAGGCCUGCGCUGCAUCCGAAGCGGUGACUUUAACGCUGUAUCCUUGGAAAUACCCUUCCAGACAGAAUGCUACCGAGAAAGCAGUCCUUGGUGACUUAAAUAUGGCUUCUAAAUAUUCCCCAAGUUACGUGUCUCUUGUGGUGAAUGACUCACACACGUUGGUAGCGCCUGUCAUUCCGUUAAAUAAGGAGACCCUUAACACACAGGAGGAGUCCCGGUUAUUUGAUUUUACCAACAAUGUAGCAGAUGUGGAAGUUCUGCAGAUGUUUCUUGCAAAGCACCAUAAGAAGGAACUUGUUCACCAGUUUAUUGACGUCUUGAGUAGAGCAGUCGAGAGACGAGUUUUAUGUCUGGCUAGAGAGGCCGAAAUGUCAGGAGCAGCUCCGAGAAAACCCCAUGUUGCGGUGCUUUUUUCUGGGGGCAUUGAUUCCAUUCUCAUAGCAGCCCUUGCUGACAGGCAUGUUCCUUCAGAAGAACCCAUUGAUCUUCUCAAUGUGGCCUUCAAGGUAACAGACAAAGGAAGGCAAAGCAGUUCCACCAAGAAAAAGAGCAAGGAACAGAAACCGUCGCCCCCUAGUCAGGGAUGCUUCGAUGACACCGGCAUUGUGAAAUGUGGCUCUUCGUCAUCUUUUAAUGUGCCUGACAGAAUUACCGGCAAGGCAGGGCUGGAAGAACUGAAAACCGUCAGUCCUUCCCGAUCGUGGAAUUUCGUGGAAAUCAACGUUACGCUUGAGGAGUUAAAAGCAAUGAGACAACAACACAUAAGUCAUUUAGUUUAUCCCUUGGGCACUGUUCUGGAUGAUAGUAUCGGUUGUGCUGUGUGGUUUGCUUCCAGAGGAGAAGGCCUGAUUACCAGUCAGGGAGAUAUAAGGCCAUAUAAAAGCGUUGCGAAGGUAUAAAGCUAGCUAUCAAUUUAUGACUAACGACUUUCUCACACACAUCUGUUUUUACUCCAUAGUUGGUAUUGCAAUCCUAAGCCUACAAGGGAGUGAGCCCUGCUUAUACUGCAGGCAUAACUUUGCAGCUCCUUUUUAUUUUAUUAGCUCUUUUGCCACACAUGUAAAAUUGAAUGUGGACAAGUUAGAUGCGUGUAAGUAAGUUACGGGCUUACUGUCACUGAUAGAAACUGAGAUACGAAAGUUAGGAGCUAAAUGGCACCUUAAACCUAAGUUAUGGGUACAACAACGGAAUGUCCAGGCAUGCUUUUUUAUAACAAGAAUACAAGCUGAAAAUGAAUGAACUGCAGUUAAAAUAUGUUCAUUUUUCAUAUGGUUGAGUCCUUCUCCUGCCCACCCCACUAAUAUUCUUAAGAGGGUCUCUUCUUCAGAAAGUGGCUGGAAGUGGGGAGGCAGAAAAAGGUCCUCCUUUCCUUCCACUGCAGUUUUAAUCUGAAAUCUUAGGCGCAGUACUGUGCCCAGAGCUCAGAAUCUGCUUGCACUAAUGAAAUUCCCAGUUGUGAAGUGCAUCUAGAGCAAUGGGAGUUUUGAACACCGCUUACUGUAUUCUUUUGGUAACGAUGAUGGCUCUAUGAUUUAAAUGGGAUGGAAAUCUGGCACAGUUGUAAUAGUCAUCUGCAUAUUUCCAGCUGAAUAAAAUGCUGUUCUUCUCCUGUCUAAAUAGAUUGCCAGUUGUUCAUUGGAACAGAACUGAACCUUAUAAAACUGUUUAUUUAAAUCUAAAUAGAGUUUAAUUUGGAUGUAGCUAUAAUUAGAUUUACCAAAGUAAAUGCAAAAUCUUGCGGAGUAAAAGUGUUUUAGGGUACAGCGGGUUAAGUAAAUAAAUGCUAAGACUGCAAGUUGUGCUCUGUUGCAGAUUGUACUUACUGGAAUUGGAGCAGAUGAGCAGCUUGCCGGCUAUUCUAGGCACCGGGCUUGCUUUGAAAAACAUGGUUUGGAGGGAUUGAAUGAAGAACUGGAAAUGGAACUGGGGCGAAUUUCAUCUAGGAACCUUGGCCGAGAUGAUAGAGUUAUUGGGGAUCAUGGCAAAGAAGCUAGGUAAGCUGUUUGGAAGGGGAAGUUACUGGGCUAUUUCUUUUUAAAUCAUCAUAACUGAGGAUAUUUUGUUAGCAUCAUUACUUCAUUCAGGUGCAGCAAGUUGAAGUGAUGGUGAUGAUGUUGAUUUAUUAAAUUUCUAUACUGCCCUUCAUCUGAGGAUCACAAGGCGGUUUUCAAUAUAAAAAGACAAAAAAUACAUACCAUAAUAACAAAUGAAAUCAAUUCCCCAUCCCCACCGGUUUAAAAGGCCAUAGAUUGUUUCAUUAGCCAAAGGUCUGGGAGAAGAGGAAUGUUUUUGCUUGGCACCUAAAUACAUGCAGUAACUUGUGGCGGUGUGAUCUAAACCACUGAGCCUCUUGGGCUUGGCUUGCCAAUCGGAAGGUUGGCGGUUCGAAUCCCCGUGAUGGAGUGAGCUCUCGUUGCCCUGUCCCAGCUCCUGCCAACCUAGCAACUCGAAAGCAGACCAGUGCAAGUAGAUAAAUGGGUACAGCUGCGGCAGGAAGGUAAACGCCGUUUCUGUGCACUCUGAUUUCUGUCACAGUGUCCCGUUGCGCCAGAAGUGGUUUAGUCCUGCUGGCCACAUGACCCGGGUUCUGGCGGUCAUGCAUGCACAGAAGCACUGAAUUGCAACCCGCGCAGACGCGCCGCUGUGGGUUGCGAACGUGCAUCCCGCACGGAUCACGUUUGCAACCCGAGCAUCCACUGUAUAGUGGUACCUCGGGUUACAUACGCUUCAGGUUACAUACGCUUCAGGUUACACACUCCGCUAACCCAGAAAUAGUACCUCAGGUUAAGAACUUUGCUUCAGGAUGAGAACAGAAAUCGUGUAGCGCCAGCAUGGCAGCAGUGGGAGGCCCCAUUAGCUAAAGUAGUGUCUCAGGUUAAGAACAGACCUCCGGAACGAAUUAAGUAUGUAACCAGAGGUACCACUGUAUAUGCAAUGAGGGCACUGGCUGAACCUCCUUCGGGAGAGCAUUCCACAGACAGGGAGCCACCACAGAAAAAGCCUGUCCUCAUGUUGCCGUCUUCCAGACCUGUUGUGAAGGAGGCACACGAAGAUUGCAGGGUUCAAGACUGGUUCAUAUGGGGAGAGGUAUCAUGGUCCUGAGCCGUUUAAGGCUUUAUAGGUCAAAACCAGCACUCUUAAUUGAACCCAGAAACUUAUUGGCAGCCUGUUCAGACCAGGAUCGGUGUAGCCAUCUUGCCCUGUUGAGCAACCUGGCUGCAGAAUUCUGCACUAGUUUCCGAUCCAUCUUCAGAGGCAGCACCACGUAUAUUGUGUUGCAGUAAUCUAUCCUAGAGUUUACCAGAGCAUGGGUGACAGAAGUUAGGCUAUCCCUGUCCAGAUAAGGGCACAGCUGGGCCACCAGCCAAAGCUGAUGGAAGGGGCUGUAUGUCAUUGAGGCCACCUGAGCCUCAAGCAACAGAAUACAGACGUACCCCCCCCCCCAGACUGUGUACCUGCUCCUUCAGAUGGUGUGUAUCCUCAUCAAGAGCAGGCAACCUCCCAUCCAUCCAGUCUAAGGAACUGCCCACUCACAGUGCCUCUGUCUUAUCUGGAUUGACCUUCAGUUUACGCAUCUCAGAAGGAUGUGUCUCUCCACAGUUUCCCACAGUAUGCUUGUCUAGCUCUGAGCUGCUUGGUUUUUUUAAUAGGUGUAUGUAUGAAUACGCGGGUGGCGCUGAAGUCUAAACCACUGAGCCUCUUGGGCUUGCCGAUCAGAAGGUCGGCGGUUUGAAUCCCCGCAACGGGGUGAGUUCCGUUGCUCGGUCCCAGAUCCUGCCAACCUAGCAGUUCAAAAGCAUGCCAAAAAGUGCAAGUAGAUAAAUAGGUACCGCUCUGGCGGGAAGGUAAACGGCAUUUCCGUGCUCUGCUUAGUCAUGCUGGCCACAUGACCCGGAAAAACUGUCUGUCUUUACAGCUCCCUCGGCCUGUAAAGCGAGAUGAGCGCCACAACCCCAGAGUCAUCCACGACUGGACUUAACUGUCAGGGGUCCUUUACCUUUAUGAAUAAUUCACACAUUUGGAUACUUAUAGGAAACUACUAAUUAGCUCUGAUUGUAACUGCCAAAUCAGUAGAUUCAAGGAUUUUUCCAAAAAUAUUCUUCGCAAUUUAUUUUUGAAUUCUCUUGAAAAAUAAAUUUUGCUUGGCGUUCUUUUUUCGUUUUAGGUUUCCAUUUCUUGACGAAGAAGUAGUAUCUUUUCUCAAUUCUCUUCCCAUCUGGGAGAAAGCAAACUUGACUCUACGUCGAGGCAUCGGGGAGAAAUUGCUUCUCCGCCUGGCAGCGGCUGAGCUUGGCUUGACAGCCUCGUCGGUCCUGCCAAAGAGAGCCAUGCAGUUUGGUUCCAGGAUUGCAAAAAUGGAAAACAGCAGCGAAAAGGCAUCUGACAAAUGCACAAGACUCCAGUCACUUCCAGUCGAGUAG
Podarcis lilfordi (Lilford's wall lizard) is the source of this 4977-nucleotide messenger RNA. The record is from the annotation of a GenBank genome assembly. Lineage: Eukaryota; Metazoa; Chordata; Lepidosauria; Squamata; Lacertidae.